AGCAACACCUGACAAUGCGGAUAUGGCCACGAAUACUGUGCGGGACAGGUCAACCGGUCCUAAAAAUACACCGACAGGUGCAUGUGACAGGCAAGUACGUGUACGUGGUGACAGCGGAAUAGCGGAUGAAGCAGCUGGUAUCCGCACACAUGACUCGGGGGCAAUUGACUCUGUUGCGCGAGAGACGCCUUUAGAGACCGCCAUGCGACUGCAGAGAAGAAGUGUGGUUGCGUUGAUGUUGAGGUACAUGGCGGCACUAGAGUUCCAGCGCUUCGAGCGGCGAAUGCUGACCCAAGCCCAGCAGAUGAAAGACCCCCAGCAGGGCAAAGAAGGAACAGCCACAACCGCAGCAACCAGCAAGGCAAAUUCCCCUAUAAAGGGCAAGAGAAGGCGCAGCUUUAUUCUGGGCCACUUGCACGGUGCCGGUAAUGGGGCGGUACAGUCGUCCACUGCGAGUGUCUCAAGCGAAGUGGUGGCACCGCUGACAACGCCAACCAUUGCCGAGGGACAUCCCGUGGACAGCCAGUCACGCGGUGAGCAGGGGGAGGUUGAUAAUAGUACCGAACAGCGCAAGGACGACGGCUUAGGGACUGCAGUAGGUGGUGUAGGUGUCAGGGAAACGGGGGCAAGCGACAAGGAAAACAGGGCAAAAGCCAAGGGAGAGGACAAAAUAGUACAAAUUAGGAACCAGGACAAGGACACCAGGAAGACAGUCUCUAAGUUCCCGACAAUGAACGAACAGGGCACAACGGCAGACACGGACCACAGCACGCGGUGUGAGUCAUGCGGACAGACCAUACCACCAGAGCAUGUCACACCACCCCAAGAACACCCCCAACACGACAAGCAAACACCGCACUAUGCUCGUAGCACAAGUGUCGGAGUGGACUACAAAGGGACCAACCCUCUGCGCAGUAGUAAAUGUAGAAGCCUCGGAGUGGCCUUGCACGAAGUGCUGCAGAGCGAAGCCCAGGGGCCACCAGCGAGCAGUCCCAAUGGCGACACAGCCGGUGACGAAGUACCGAACUGUGCCCUCACUAGCACAGUUGUGAAGCCACAGGCACAGGCACAGACAGCGCUGACAGAAGACGAGCCCAAAAAGCGGGGCAUCAGAGAACGCAUGGGAUCAUUUCUGGAGUUCACAGACAGUUUCAAACGCAACACCCGACCGUUGUCCUUCCAGG
Molecule: messenger RNA, 1184 nt
Organism: Sphaeroforma arctica JP610
Lineage: Eukaryota; Ichthyosporea; Ichthyophonida
Exons: 1
Source: RefSeq, a predicted model, not a curated record